Siniperca chuatsi (mandarin fish) is the source of this 2310-nucleotide messenger RNA. RefSeq names its product GTP-binding protein 10 (putative) (gene gtpbp10). The transcript has 10 exons. Bases 208 to 1320 code for a protein of 370 amino acids. Gene Ontology annotation, cellular component: mitochondrion. Gene Ontology annotation, molecular function: GTPase activity; GTP binding; magnesium ion binding. The record is from RefSeq and is a predicted model, not a curated record. NCBI's taxonomy places the organism in Eukaryota, Metazoa, Chordata, Actinopteri, Centrarchiformes, Sinipercidae.
CCGCACCAGCAGGACAUGUGCUGAGUGUUUUGGACUGGAGCGCCAGGAUCCCAACCGCUGUCACUCAGCCCUGCGGAGUCCCGCCUCUUUGUCUCAUGAUCCAAUGAGCUGAGAGAAACCACCACUUCCGGUCUUUCGUACAAACACAUGUAUACUAGCCGUUAUCUCAGUCAACAACACAAAAAGUGGCAAUAAACGCCGCUGAAGAUGGUCCAGUUUAGUAGAAUUUGCUUCCGGAAGUAUGGAAAUUUUGUGGACAACCUCCGCCUGUAUGCCCGUGGAGGCAGUGGGGGCAUGGGUUUACCCCGUCUUGGGGGACAGGGAGGGAACGGUGGAGAUGUUUGGGUGGUGGCUACAAAGAACAUGACCUUAAAGAGAAUCAAGGACAAGUACCCCCAGAAACGUUUUGUAGGUGGAGCAGGAGCCAAUAGCAGUGUCCGAGCACUGAAAGGAGAGAGGGGGACGGACAAGGAGAUCUUGGCUCCUGUUGGUAUCACAGUCACCACUGAUGAUGGCAAAAUACUUGGUGACCUGAAUACUGAGGGUGAUCGUCUGAUUGUGGCAAAAGGAGGAAACGGAGGCUCCUUCUACUCUGCGUUUGAGCCCAGUAAAGGCCAGGCCAAACACAUAAGGCUGGACCUCAAACUCAUUGCCGACCUGGGCCUUGUUGGGUUCCCAAAUGCAGGAAAGUCCUCUCUCCUGACAGCCAUGUCUAAUGCCACACCGCAGAUUGCCAGCUACGCUUUCACAACUUUGAAGCCAGAGAUUGGCAAACUGAUGUAUAAAGAUUACAAGCAGAUUUCUGUUGCUGAUCUCCCAGGCUUGAUUGAGGGAGCUCACAUUAACAAAGGCAUGGGCCACAAGUUCCUAAAACAUGUGGAGAGGACCAAGCAGCUGCUGUUUGUGGUAGAUGUUUGCGGUUUCCAGCUGGCAAGUAAAACACCAUUUAGGUCGGCCUUUGAAGCUGUACAACUUCUCACCAAGGAGUUGGAGUUGUACAAAGAGGAGCUUGUAUCGAAGCCGGCUUUACUGGUGGUGAAUAAGAUGGACCUGCCUGAUGCUGAGGACAAACUAGCAGAGCUGAAGGAGCAACUACAAAACCCAGACAAGUUCUCUGAUCUGUUGCCUGAUGACAUGAUACCGAAGAACUAUAUGACCUUCAGACACGUGGUUCCUGUCUCUACCUCCACUGGGUUUGGUAUCGACCAUUUAAAAAGUUGCAUCCGAGAAUCGCUUGAUGAAGAUGCAGAAAUGGCAACUAAAGCUAUCCAUCAAGAAAGACUGCAGGCACUGAGGUCCCAGUCACACGAGCAUUUGUGAUAAACACGGACAACACGUUGCACAUUUCAGUGGGACCUACAGUGUACAACGACAGAUGAGUCUUAUUCUGUCUGCCAAAAAAAGUUAAAACUAAUUGAACUUUAAUGGCAGGUAAAUAUCAUCCACUGAGAAACACCUGUGACAACAGGAACUAUGCGGUUUCAGCGCAGACCUGUCCGUGGAAGUGACGGAGGAUGACUUUCUCACUGACCGUCACAGCCAAAACAUCCAAUGUGACGAGGCUCCACAAGUUCAGGAUGAGCUGAACCGUGCUUCGAAUAGUCGUUUGUUUGGUCGGAGGUUGUUAUCAAAAUCUAAGCAACAAUUAACAGGGUCCACCUUUAUUCAGAAAUUGUACAUUGUAAUAAGACGGAUUUACGGAUUUAUAUGCUUACUCAUGAAAGAAUGGCAGCAUUUGGUGCCAGAUACAUUAAUUUAUAAAGAAUGUACUUAACACCCUUGAGAGAGAGGACAGGUGCAUUUGUACCAACCAGUCCUUUUCUGUUUCAUCCAAUUGCUUAUGAAGAUUAAAAUUGUAUUUAUUUUUAUUUGUGUGUGUGUGUGUGUGGUAAGGAUGCACUGAUCCAACUUUUUCUCCCCUGAUACCGAUUCUAAUACCUCAAAUCUGGGUAUCUUACAAUACAGAAUAACGAUCUGAUAUCAGUGCUCUCUUUUUCCCAAGUUUAAAAUCUGUAUAUCUUACUGUGGAGAACUCAUAGCAGUGAGUUUGAUGUGAGGUAACAUGAGGCCAGGGAUUACUGUGGCACCAAAACCUGAGUCUGCAGCCUGCCCUAACUGAUGGUGUAAAGUAAACACUGAAUUUUAUUAUGACAUUGACAAAGAAACUGUAUUUACUGUUAGAUCUGUCACAUCUGGCUGAUACCCAUUCCGCUAAAUAAUGUCAGUAUUGGAUCAGUCCAUCUCAAGUGUGUUGCCCAUUUACUGAAUUGUAAUACAAAACAAUUAAUAAAUGGAGCCCAUUUCCCAGUA